This is a messenger RNA of Lingula anatina, 432 nucleotides long. Its product is annotated as sodium-dependent proline transporter. Gene Ontology annotation, biological process: amino acid import across plasma membrane; nitrogen compound transport; sodium ion transmembrane transport. Gene Ontology annotation, molecular function: amino acid:sodium symporter activity. The record is from RefSeq and is a predicted model, not a curated record. Lineage: Eukaryota; Metazoa; Brachiopoda; Lingulata; Lingulida; Lingulidae. Gene Ontology annotation, cellular component: plasma membrane.
AUGGUGAAUAUGUGGGUCACGGGUACAGCCUACAGCAAGGAAGAUGUCACUGAUACCAGUGGCACCCUCGGGAGCUCUUCAGAUCAAUUUGAGGAAGACGAAAACCCAGAGAGAGGAAAUUGGACUGGGAAGCUGGACUUCAUUCUCUCCUGCAUUGGUUUUGCUGUAGGUUUGGGAAAUGUGUGGAGAUUCCCAUACCUGUGCUAUAGAAAUGGAGGAGGAGCUUUCCUUAUCCCUUAUGUAAUAAUGUUAACUUUGGCAGGACUGCCACUCUUCUUUAUGGAACUGGCUUUUGGACAGUAUGCUUCCUUAGGCCCACUUACCAUCUGGAAGAUUAGUCCUAUUUUCAAAGGCCUUGGUUAUGCCAUGGUGAUCAUCUCUGGAUUGGUAUGUAUUUACUACAACNCUAUUUUUUUUUCUUUAGCUAGCUGA